Messenger RNA from Trichoderma reesei QM6a, 1715 nucleotides. RefSeq names its product tyrosine phosphatase. The transcript has 3 exons. Gene Ontology annotation, molecular function: protein tyrosine phosphatase activity. Bases 333 to 1715 code for a protein of 460 amino acids. The record is from RefSeq and is a predicted model, not a curated record. Gene Ontology annotation, biological process: protein dephosphorylation. NCBI's taxonomy places the organism in Eukaryota, Fungi, Ascomycota, Sordariomycetes, Hypocreales, Hypocreaceae.
AACCGCUUCUUCUUCUCUUCUUCCCCUUCUUCUUCCUCCUCUUCAUCGUCUUCUCUACACUUUCACGCACUCCUUAGCCGACCCGUUGCCGUUCUUCUUCUCCUCUCCUCUUCUUCUCUUCUCGAUAUACCAGGUACAUUCCAUAUAGUCGUUAUUUUUUCUUCUCCCCAUUCCUCUUCUUCUCCUGCCCGUCCCUCCAACACGACCGCCCACCGAUCGAAACCACGGCGACGGCCACGGCCAGCGGACGAGUCAACCGUCUAGUCGACGUCUUGACCUCGGCGGUGCGAAAGGCAGCCGCCAAAGCGACCAAGAUCUCUCCCCUCGCCGCCAUGGACAAGAUCCCCAAGUUUCGCCGGAAACCAAAACCCCCGGUGCUCGAGACGGCCAUCGAUCGCAACGGCGCCGUGGCCUCGGAUAGCAUGAGCCCCAACGACUCGGUCCUUGGCCAGUCGCAGCGCGCGCACCAUAAGAUGGCGCCCUUUAGGAGCUUGCGCCUGCGAGGCCCCUCGAAGCGCGCCCGGGACAGUCCUCCCGCAGACCUCACGCCAACCACGCCGUCCGCCGUCGUCGUGGCCCAAGAUGGCAUCCAGUCGCCGCCACGGCCUACGCGGCCAGCGAGCGUCAACCAACCGCCGCCUGUUUUGCCGGCAUUCCUGACGCUGUCGCAGCAAGACAUCGACGCCAAGUAUCAGGAGCUCACCUGGGCGGAGCGGGUCAGGGUUGCGCAGGGCAUGCGAGACGACAACAUGGGCGACCCGCGAUGGGCCCUGUACAAGCACGCCGACACGCAGGAGAAGAUGGAUCGCUACAUCAACAUCAGGCCCUGGGCGCACAACCGGGUCAAGCUCCGGGUGCCAGACGCCGAGUUCGACUAUGUCAACGCCUCCGCCAUUACCCUCACGUCCCCGACCGACCCGCACAAGCCGCCGUUGCGCUACCUUGCCAUGCAGGGCCCUACCGUAUCAUCGUUCGAUCACGUCUGGCGCAUGAUCGCGGAACAGUGUCCCUCUCCUGCCGUCAUCGUGCAGCUCACCAACCUGGUGGAGCUUGACGUGAUCAAGUGUGAUCAGUACUUCCCCAUGGGCGACGAGCUCCCCACAGGCGGACACGACACCACCUGGAGCGUCAACGAAUACAAUCUCUGGGGUGACAACUGGAGGGCGGAUCUGACCUUUGUCUCGGUGGAGGAGCUUGCCGGUGGCGCGAUUGAGAAGCGCAAGCUGCUGCUUCACGUCCACGGCGAGCAGGAGCCAAGAGUUGUCUGGCACUUUCUCUACAGGCGCUGGCCUGAUUUUGGUGUGCCAACGGCCGAGGACGUAGACAGCUUCCUCGAGCUAAUGAAGCUCUCUCGGGAGCAUACCACGCCGUCAGCCCCGCGCGUCAUCCACUGCAGUGCUGGUGUUGGCCGCACCGGUACAUUUAUCUGCCUCGAGCACCUGAUGAGGGAGCUCGAGUCGGGGGCUUUGGCCAGAUACGACGUGCCCUCAGAGCGUACUGACCUCGUGUGUCACACUGUUGACACACUCCGCCAGCAGCGUCGGGGCAUGGUGCAAGGCGAGAUCCAGUACCGGUUCAUCUACCAGGUCCUGCGGAAGCUCUGGCAUGACAAGUAUGGCAGCGGGGACGAGGGAGCAAGGAGCACCGAACCGGCGGCUAAGAGACUCGAGGUUGCGAGCCCCUUUACUGGCAACUUCCGGCCUUCAACGAACUAG